UUUCUCCUCAUAAACCCCCUUUUUGGGGGCACUGUGGAGAGACUGGGGGCACUUCCCCCUCCUCACUGGUCACCCCUGGGGCUGCUGCACCUUGCAGAGUGCUGAGCAGCUCCCUCCCAGUUCCCUGCCAGUAUCCCUCUUCCUGGCAAGCCCCGGCAGGGAUGGGGAGAGCGCUGGGCAGGAGCUGGGAGCACGAUUCCUUCCCAGGGCUCCUGAGAUCCCUCCCAGGGCUCCUUCUCGCUCACUGCCGCUGCUCCCACUCUCCCUCCCGGUUCCCUCCUGGCAUUCCCUGUGCUCCCAGUUCCCUCCCAGUGCUCCCGGGAUCUCUCCCAGUGCUCCCAGCGGCAAAGCCCCGGGGGCACAGCGUGGUCUCCUCUGGAAGAGGCGAGGCUCGAGCUGCCAGAGGGAAAACCCGGCUGGAAAAGCAUUCCCUGCAGAGGAAGGUGUCUCCCCUCUCUGCGCACAGAGGCAGCUCAGUCUCCGCUGGUGACUCCAAAGGCUCAAGCUCCGAGUGCGAGUGCCCGGAAUGGGCUCGGCCCCACUUCCCAGCGCCCUGCUCAGCCCUCGCACGGCUGAGGGGCAGCGCAGAUUAAAUCAUUCGUGCUCCGGGGCACUGCUUUAGCUCUGAGCUACACACUGUCACACGGAACAAAUCCCUGAACGGGGAUGGGUUUCUCCUGCUGGCACAGGAAGAGAAGGAGAAAUCUGUCAGGAAUAUUCUCCAUCAUUCUGCCCAGGCUUGGUCAAACGCUCCGGCUCCUGCACCUCGGGAAAUAACAAGUGGCCUCUAAGAAGUGACUGUGAUGUCAGUGAGCAGGUUAUUAUGGAUUAAUCUCGCACUGGAAAGCAGCCUGCACACCCUGCUGCUCUUUGCAUCACCCUGAGAGUUUGGAGGCUGCUGCCUGGCCAGCUCCUGAGUUGUAUCUCCCUUGUCAAUCUUAUCAGCUCCUUGUUUAAUUGUAAAAACAUCAAUAAAAUGCAGGGAGCAUUGGCCCAGGGUCUCAGGACUCACAUCUCUCUUCCAAAGAAAGGGAGAAAAGAGUGUUUCUCCCAAAGCACAGAGUUAAAAAGCUCAUGGGGAAAAGAGUGUUUCACCCAAACCAGAGAAAUAAAAAGAUCAUGUGUUCUACAUGUUUUUAAAAGGAAAAGAGGAAGAGUAAAAUCAAUUACUGUGGCAGUAGUUCUCCAGCCUACUUCUGUUUCCUUCUUUCACUUCUAGUAGGUUUAAGAUUACUUAAAAACAAACAAAACUGAAAGAACACUGAAUUCAAGCUGAAGGAGAAGCAGUCUGGCUGCAGGCUUGUGGCGCUCCACUGCCUCAGUUCCAGCAAGGGAGCUCAUCCCCUCUGCACUUCCAAGCCACAUCCCAAAGUCCUGAGCACCAGCUUUCAGCUGUUUGAGCACUGAACCGUCAGAAAAGCUGCUGGGCAGGGCCGUGCUCCAGGCACAUCUGGGGCAUUUCCUCUCUCCAGCUCUCUGAGCUCAGCUCGUGUCCUCUCCUCUCCUUGCUGGCUUUGGCUCCUGCAUUUCCCGAGGGGCUGGCCCUGCACGGAUCAGAGCAUGAUCUGACCAUCAGACAAACAGCUUCUGGCACCGUGGCUCUGUCCUGGAUGGACCAUUGCCCAAAGGAAUUCCAGUGCCUCCAUUUCACCCACUCCAGAUGGCUUUUCAAGGAACCUGGUUCAAUGCCCUCCAUCUCUAAAGAAGGAGGGCACAACGCUCCUGCACUCCCUGCCAGGGUCAUCCUUGGAGCCCUGCAGAAAGGCUUUAAAGCAGCACACAGCUUGUUCAGCGCCCACAACCUCAUCCAAAAUUCAAAUCCAUAGCAUGGGCAGAGCCUGAAAUUAAAACCGAUUUUAAAACUGAAUUCAAGAGCAGUUUAAUUGCCAAUUGACAAGAUGAGAAAGGUUUCCUUAGCAGUUGUUGAGAUGACAAAGGGAGAGGACAGAGCAUGGAGAGGGGGAAAGAAGGGGAAAACCUUCAUUUGCACAGUGGGAUUUUAACUGUCAUGAUCGCAUCUCAAGGAAUUGCAGAAACCGUUCUAAUCUCAAGAAAGGGAAAAGCUUCCAGGAUGUUUUUCAUUUCAGCCAGAGCCUAACGAAGCCCUCAGCAGCAGGAGAUUGGGAUAGCUGCAAGGCUGGAUUCUGGAGCAGAGGGAGCAGGGUGUGCUCCUGAAAGCCAGACCUUCACCCACAGCAGCCAGGAGGCAGAAAAACAAGGAUAUGAGAAAGCCUUCAAUGGGGAACGGGUUAUCAAGGGUUUUAUAAGGAAAGGACAAGGUCUGGGAAAGAGGACCUAAAAGGUGAGAGAGGAAAGAAAUAAGGAAGCAGCUGGGGCCUCUUCAGAUUCGAACAGAAAAGGGAAAAGAAGGGGGGAGAAGGGAGGAGGAAAGCAAAGGCUGGCACUGAAUUCUACCGCCGCCGGCACAGGCCUGUGGUCGCUGCCCGUGCACACGCAGCGCUCCCGGCACAGAGCGCGGCGCCGCCGCCGCCAUCGCGCCGCUCCUCCCCGGGGCGGAGCGCGGCCCCGGCGCGAUGGAGGCGCUGCGGCGGCCGGCGCUGCCCGAGGACGCGCUGCGCUCCCGCCUGUCGGCGGCGGCGGGCCCGGGCGGCGAGGCGCUGCUGCGGCGCUGCGCUGAGCUGGCCCUGGGCCGCUCCGCCCCGCUCCUGGCCGCCUGCGUGUGGCAGCGGCAGCCGCUCCGCCUGCGCUCCGUGCCGCGCCGCGGGGAGACCCCGGCGCACUUGGGCGGCACCACGGUGUUCGGGGAUAACGUGGAGGAUGAGUGGUUCAUCGUGUAUCUGCUCCGGGAGAUCAGCAGGGAGUUCCCGGGGCUGGCAGCCAGCAUUGAUGACAACGAUGGAGAGUUUCUCUUGAUAGAAGCAGCUGAUUUUCUCCCCAAGUGGCUGAAUGCUGAGAACAGUGAAAACAGGGUGUUCCUCUACAAAGGAGAGCUGCACAUCAUUCCGCCGCAGGAGCCUUCGGAGCAGGGCUGGGCCCCCUCUGCUCCCUGUCCCACGGUGCCACAGGUGCUGGCUCUGUUAUCCACCCGCCCCGAGGAGUUCCUGGCUGCAGAGCCCAUCCGAGCUGCGCUGGACAAACGCCUCCAUGGGUAUCCCGAGAAGAUCCAGGCCUCGCUGCACCGAGCCCGCUGCUUCCUCCCGGCCGGGAUCGCGGCCGUGCUGAGGCUGCGCCCGUCCCUGCUGGCUGCGGCAGUCCAGGCCUUCUACCUGCGGGAUCCGGGCGAGCUGAGGGCCUGCCGGCGCCCUUUCAGAACCUUCCCUGCCGAGCAGCGAGUGAUGGCCCUGGUGACGUUCACUCGGUGUUUAUAUGCCCAGCUGGUGCAGCAGCAGUUUGUCCCAGACAGACGCAGUGGAUACACCCUGCCCGCCCCAUCUCACCCUCAGUACAGAGCCCACGAGCUGGGCAUGAAGCUGGCUCAUGGCUUUGAAAUGUUGUGCUCCAAGAGCAGUAAAGUAGCUCCUGAUGCCAGGAGAAACGUGUUAAGCGGUCCUCUGUGGGAGAGAUUCCUCAGGAGCUUGAAGGAGAAGGAUUAUUUCAAGGGAGAAAUGGAAGGCUCAGCCAAGUACCUGGAACUGUUGCACAUGGCAGAAGAUCACUUCCAGCAAUGUGUUGCUGUGCCAGAAAGCUGUGAUGAAAUGAGCCCAGGUGAUGAAAUCCUGACACUACUAGAGACAACCCCCAUUGAUCUGAAGGAAUUUGAGAGAGAAGCAGCUUGUCUUCCUCCAGAGGAUGACGACAGCUGGCUGGAUAUUACACCAGAUGCUCUGGAUCAGGUGCUGAAGGAGGCAAGAAAUGAGUCCCUUCCUUCCACAGAUGAGGAAGAGCAAAACUAUGACUUGGAAACCGUUGCUGAGAGCAUGAAGGCUUUUGUGUCCAAAGUGUCCACGCACGAAGGAGCAGAAAUGCCGUGGUCAUCUGAUGAAUCCCAUGUUACCUUUGAUGUGGAUUCUUUCACAAAAGCCCUGGACAGAAUUUUAGGGGCAGACUCGGAGGAGCUGGAUUCUGAUGAUCUGGAUGAAGAGGAGGAGUUUGGCUUCUCAGAUGAGGAUGAUGAAGACCUGGAUGCUGGCAAUCAAAGGCAGGAGCAGAAGGUGCCUCCUGAGCAGCUGGUGGGCGGUCUCAAGGCGUACAUGAAGGAGAUGGACCGUGAGCUGGCCCAGACCAACGUUGGGAAAAGUUUCAGCGGUCACAGGAGAGGGGCAGGUUCUGUUGGAGCAGCCACAUCUGAGAGUGCUGGCCCUGAUUGUGGAGCUGAGGCUGCUGAGCUGGCCCCCGUGGAUGUGGACAUGAACCUGGUGGCAAACCUGCUCGAGUCCUACAGUGCCCAGGCUGGCCUGGCAGGACCCACCUCGAACAUUUUACAGAGCCUGGGGCUGGAUUUACCUGAGAGCACAGAGCUCACGGGCAGCUGAGCAACACAGGGAGAGCUCUGGGCAAGGCAUGGCUGGUGGGGAGAUGAGCACAGACACACGAGCAGCAUGUGGAAGGAGAGGCCAGAGGUUUUAAUUCAGAGCGUUCUGUUCAUUAUGUGUCACUUCAGCAGAGUGAAUUGACCUGCAGCAGCUUCUGUCUGGACACUGUCUUGGGUGGAAAUGAGAUUUUCCCAGUGCUGACACAGUUUCAGACAACUGAAAAAUAAUGUUGAAUGAAUGA
This is a messenger RNA of Motacilla alba alba, 4674 nucleotides long. Its product is annotated as protein ecdysoneless homolog. NCBI's taxonomy places the organism in Eukaryota, Metazoa, Chordata, Aves, Passeriformes, Motacillidae. The transcript has 13 exons. Gene Ontology annotation, cellular component: nucleus. Bases 2535 to 4433 code for a protein of 632 amino acids. The record is from RefSeq and is a predicted model, not a curated record.